CGACCGAUUGCAUUAUUGAGAUAGCCGUAGCGGAGUUAUAAAGCAUGGUAGCUUAUAACGAGUAAAGCUUAUUUGCUCGUGCAGUGUAGAGCUGUAUGAUUUGUAUCAAUAUCCGUGUUCAUUUGCACCGAGACGUAACGUUAGUGCUAUCGCUAAUGCCCUGGACUCGAUCACGUUGCUGACGCUACGUCCCGAAAGGAAUCCAACAUCAGCGGUUCAUCCUUAGUUCCAGACGGCAAUAUUACUGGUAGUUUGGCUGUGCAUAUCUCAGGUAACAUCAGGUGCUGGGCGAGAAGAUUCAGACGUAAAAGGAAUCAGGAAGCGGUCACCACAGAGGACCACAGCGGACGGGCGUUUUGGCCGGAGCGAGGAAGCGGCUUGAGAACGGGGGGCGAGAUCGAUAGAGAACGAGAGAGGUGUUGUGUCGCGUGGUGUUGCGUUGCGUCGUGUGGCGUCACAUCGGCUGCAGGCAGCUGCGACCUCAUCUGGUCCGCUCCCCCCCCCCCCCCUGACCCUUCCCCUCCCUGUAUAUCCCUACACACCCUUAAAACACUCUCACGGCGGGAUUGUACCUGUUUCUCUUGGAGUGUCUCUCUCAUAGUAUACCUCUGCUGACACUGGCAGCCCAGUUUACAGCCCUCUGGGACCGUGGUCUUCUUUUGCCCGAAAGGAAUCGCACUCGUUUAGAGAUUUCUGCAGUUUUAUUCAUUCUUGCAAUUUUUGCUGUUUUCUUUUUUGUUUCUCUUCCUGGGAGAGUUAUUAGCUGAAGUGCCCAGUGUUUUUUUUCCCUUUGGUUUGAUUUUCUUUUUUUAAAAUUGCCUUUUGUUUGAGUUGUGUUUUUUGACCCUUCUCCCACCCCAUCCCUUUCCUAAUUGAGGCAGCUAUCCCCACUCUCUACCUUAUCCUGGGAGUUCUCUCUCUCUUUCUCUCUGUUACACACGCUGAUAACAGACAGGUUUGCAGCCGCUCAAACGCGCACACAAAGAGUAACAAACGCGCACACACACACACACACACACACACAAUCACUGGAUGCAAACAGGACUCUCGGAUCCACACAGAACCCACCUGCUCCGCUCAACAGGACAGGACUUUCAGCUCUUGGAGGACAAGAGGAAUAUGACUGCUGAGACUCUCAAUUUCGGCCCAGAAUGGCUCCGUGCACUAUCCAGCGGGGGCAGUGUGACUUCCCCCCCACCCUCCCCCGCCAUGCCAAAGUACAAACUGGCCGACUAUCGGUACGGCCGCGAGGAGAUGCUAGCACUUUAUAUCAAAGACAACAAGGUUCCUGAGGACAUGCAGGAUAAGGAGUUUGCUGCUAUUCUGCAGGAGGAGCCUCUGCAGCCUCUGGCUUUAGUGCCUCUGACUGAGGAGGAGCAGAGGAACUUCUCCAUGUCGGUGAACAGCGUUGCUGUCCUGAGGCUCAUGGGAAAAGGAGGCGGGGCCAUCCCUGCCGGUGUGGCUCGAGGCCGAGGCAGCACGCGAGGAGGCAGAGGACGAGGAAGAGGAGACAGUGGAUUCUACCAAAGAAGUAUUGAGGAUGGAGAGGUGGGCUUUGGGCGCUGUGGAAGAGAAAUCCAUCGCAGCCAAAGCUGGGACGACAGGGGUGAGCGUCGCUUUGAAAAGCCACUGCGCCGUGACGGAGUGCGUGUGUGUUACGAGGAGGCGCCCAGCGGCAGCAGCGUCGCCAGUGGUGUUGCCGUUGCCGUAGCGACCGCCGGUGGGCGGAAGGACUUUACGCGCUCGGACAGCGACAACUGGCGCACACUCCGCGAGGAGCAGGAGGAUGAGGAAGGGGCCGGAGCCGAGCCCGGAGGCAGCUGGAGAUUGGCUGGCUCGCGCCGAGACGAUGGCGGUCCUCGUUCGGCGGGCUGGCGGGAGCACCCUGGCGAAGCCCGGCGCAGGAAAUACGACUUCAAUUUCCCGGAGGCUGGCGAGGGUGGGCGUCGGAGGGCGGGCAGCGAGGGCCUGGACGAUGACCGUGACAACCUGCCCGAGUGGUGCACCGACGAAGAGGAUGGCGAAAUGGGCACCUUCGACUCCUCCGGCGCCUUCAUGCCCUUGAAGAAGGGCUCUAAAGACCCCAUUCAUGAGGAGCAGGAGUUUGAGUUCCAGGGCCUGGAGGACGAGGAUGACGAGGUCAUGGCCACCGCCAGAGAGGAGGAGAGGAACAGCAGCAGCGAAGGGGAGAGACUGGACAAAGAUGUGAAAGAAGCCUUGGCUGAGAUGGAGGUGAAGCCUGUCUCCCCCUCCUCCCCUCCCUCUCUCCCCCUUUCCUCUAUGCCUGCGCCACCUGCUCCUCUCUCUGAAUCUGUGACUGCUCCCCCUGCUGGUCUGGAAGAGCCGCUGCAGCCCACCAUCAGCAAGAACACCACUGAAGAGGCAGCUCCACAGCUCAGCCCCCCUGCCAGUCUGGCUCCGCCCCCUUCCUCAGCUGCUAUUCACCCCCCACCACCGGGGGGUGACACCGAGGAUGACGAGGGCAUGAAGCACCUGCAGCAGGAGGCUGAGAAGAUGGUGGCGUCUCUCCAGGACUCGUCGCUGGACGAGGAGUGUUUCACCCAGGCGCUGCAGGAGAGUCGGAACACGGCGUCCGCACUGCCCCUCUCCCACGAGGCCGCCAUGAAGUGGUUUUACAAGGACCCGCAGGGAGAGAUCCAGGGUCCGUUCACGACAGUGGAGAUGUGCGAGUGGUUCCAGGCGGGCUACUUCUCCAUGACGCUGCUGGUGAAGCGAGGCUGUGACGAGGGCUUCCAGCCUCUGGGCGACGUCAUUAAGAUGUGGGGGCGCGUGCCCUUUGCCCCCGGACCCUCGCCGCCCCCCCUCCUGGUCCGACCACAACAACAACAACCCCCCCCAGCACGCCAGCCUGCAGCCAGGGCCAACACCGGGAACAUGGAUCAGGAGCGCCUAAAGAAGCAGCAGGAGCUGGCGGCUGCAGCAGCUCUCUAUCAGCAACUCCAGCAGCAACAGCUAUUCCAGCUCAUCAACAGCAGGUGUGGCGAGCAGGGUAUGAUGCCUUCGAUGAACAGGUCAAUGUCAGUGCCAGAUACAGGGUCCAUGUGGGACAUGCAUACCUCAGCCUCACAGCCGACAGGCGGUGAGGCCAGUCUAUGGGACUUAACAAUGAAUUCUUCAACUCAGGGUCCAACUCUUGAACAGCUUCAAAAGCUCCAGCAGGAGAGGAGAGAGGCUGAACUCAGGGCCAAGCGGGAGGAGGAGGAGCGGAAGAGGAGGGAGGAGAAGAGGAGGCAGCAGCAGCAGGAGGAGCACAAGAGGAGAGAGGAGGAGGAGAUGUUCCGACGCAAGCAGUGUCGUCAGCAGCAGGAACUGAUCAUGAAGCUGCUGGCGCAGAGCCAGAGCCAGGGGGGCCCGGCGUCGGGCUCCGGCUGGUCCGGAGGCUCCACCGCUGGGCUGGGCAAGCCAGGCAAGGCCCUGGGGCUCCUGGAGCUGCAACAGGAGGCUGAGAGGGUGAAGCAGCAGCAGAGAGCCCAGCAGCAGCGCGAGAGGCAGCAGCAUGCGGGCCUGAUGUCGGGGCAGUGGGGGGAGGGGGCGGGCUCUCUCUGGGCCAGUGGGAGUGGCCUGGAGGGGAAGUCUGGGGCAGGGGGCGGAGUGUCUGGCGCCAUGGGCAUGUGGGACGAGGCGCUGAAGAGCCAGGCUGGCAUGCGGGGUAUGAGCCACAAGAACAGCAGCAGGAGCAGCCCCUCACUCAGCGAGCGUGAGCAGUAUAUGCUUCGUCGUAAGCGCACAGAGGAGGAGGAUAAGCUGCUGAAGCUGUUGCAGGGCAUGAAGCCUCAGGACGGCUUCACCACGUGGUGUGAACAGAUGCUGCACGCGCUCAACACCACUACCAACAACAACGCCUCUUCGCUUGAUGUGGCCACCAUUGUGGCAUACCUGAAGGAGGUGGAAUCUCCAUACGAGGUGCUGGACUUCAUCCGGUCCUAUCUGGGGGACACCAUGGAAGCCAAAGAGUUUGCCAAGCAGUUCCUGGAGCGCCGUGCCAAACAGAAGGCCAACCACCAGAGGCAGCAGCAGCAGCAACAGCUCUCCAAGGAGGUGGCUGGACUGACCAUGAACAACUUCGCUCUACAGGAUUCCAUGCGUGGCGUGACCCCCAGCGCUCUGCAGUCCAUGUUCCAGGCGGCCCAUGCCGGGAAAGGGGGCAUGGCCUACGACCAGGCCGCCAAGCUGAAAAAGAAACAGCCCAUGAUGCUGCAUUCUGACCCGAGCAUCCUUGGGUACUCAUUCCAUACUGCAGGGGAGCGCCUGAGCCUAAAUGAGAUGGAGAUGGUGGAGGAUUACUGAUCUACAGCAAUAGCUACCUGAGGCCUUUUUUCUAUGUAACAAAAAAACAACAACAACAAAAAAACAACAACAACGUGGUGCCCAAGUAAUCAGACACCCCGAUGACCAAUGUGCACUGCUGUGGGUUGGGGGGGGGGGGGGGGUACUGAAUGCCAGGACUAUCGAGUUUGGGACUUGGGGUGUGUGUGUGGUACAGGGUGGUUGGGGUAAAAGAGGUGGUGUCAGUUGUGUAUAGGGGGUGGACAGAAAUCCUCCUGCCUUAUUCCACUGAGGUUUGGGAGGCAAGCUGGGUUGUAUGGUGUGAGUUUGGUGGAUCGUUUUCUUUGUUGUUUUUUGGAUAUUUGGGUUGUGGGAUUCCUCUGGCACUAAGACAGUAAGCACCUUAAAACUAAAUGCACUUUAUCAAGAUUGCGAUUCUGACGAGGGUUAUAUAUAUAUAGUAUAUAUUAUUUGGGUGUGUGUGUGUAGGCGUGUUUGAAUUUCUGUUGUUGCUUGGGUUUUAUUUUACAUGCGAACAUGUCAUCCAUGUGUGUAGAUAAGGAAUGUGAGCUAGCCCUCUCACACUCUACUACAUGUAUGUGUGUAGAUAAGGAAUGUGAGCUAGCCCUCUCACACUCUACUACAUGUAUGUGUGUAGAUAAGGAAUGUGAGCUAGCCCUCUCACACUCUACUACAUGUAUGUGUGUAGAUAAGGAGUGUGAGCUAGCCCUCUCACACUCUACUACAUGUAUGUGUGUAGAUAAGGAAUGUGAGCUAGCCCUCUCACACUCUACUACAUGUAUGUGUGUAGAUAAGGAAUGUGAGCUAGCCCUCUCACACUCUACUACAUGUAUGUGUGUAGAUAAGGAAUGUGAGCUAGCCCUCUCACACUCUACUACAUGUAUGUGUGUAGAUAAGGAGUGUGAGCUAGCCCUCUCACACUCUACUACAUGUGUGUGUGUAGAUAAGGAAUGUGAGCUAGCCCUCUCACACUCUACUACAUGUGUGUGUGUAGAUAAGGAGUGUGAGCUAGCCCUCUCACACUCUACUACAUGUAUGUGUGUUCGUCACAACUGGAAGGUGUUUUGUUUUUUCUUCCUGAUCUAUGACUGGCGUUUAAGAAGUGAUUGAGAGUGUGUGUGUGUGUGUGUGUGUGUGUGUGUGUGGGGGUGAGGGUGGGUGUAUAUAUGUGUGAGUAGGCCUAGAAUACCAGAGGGACCGAUGGUUUCUGUUUAACAAACAAACAAAAAAAACCCUAUCAGACAAACAAAAUCCUUUCUUGAAAGACACUGUUUAUUUUCUACAUUUCUAUAAAAGGUAAAGCUAUUAAAAUGAUUUAAAAACUUGAAUAUUUGCACUUGCAUAAAAAAUAAUAAGAAAAAAAAAACAAACAAAAAAAGUCAACGUUUAUAUAGAUGAAUAUUUUUGUGAAUGUGUUUGUGUGAAUUUAAAAGUGUGUGUGAGGUUGUACGAGUGUGAAUGUCUUACUGAAGUGUGACCGAAAAUAAUGUCGGCGCAAUUUUUUGUUCUCUGUUUGCUUACCAAGAUUUGUGAGGCCAUUUUGUCAUUUAGUUGAAAUGAGUUACUUUGUUUAUUUUGUAUUUCUGUCAAAAAAUGUCUGUGUGGUCUCUUCUGAAAUGUGUGAGUGCAAGUGUGUGUAUGGCACAGACAUGAUGGUGAGAGGGGGCAAUAGAACAGUGCAUGAAGGUGAGAGAGGGCAAUAGAACAGUGCAUCCAUUUUUGUUUCAACUUUAUUUUUUGUACACCAGCACUCUCAUCCCCAGGUUGAUUUUUUUUUUUUUUUUUUUCUCCUUUCAUUUGCUACCAAACUGGUAUGGGUGCCACCUUCUUUGCCAUUAGCCAACACUUGUUUACCGGCUUACCUGUUUGGUGGGAACUGGGAAGGUCUGGAGGUGUGUGUGUGUGUGUGUGUGUGUGUGUGUGUAAAACAGUCUCCAUGAUCUGUCACCAUGGUUUUGCUUUCUGCAUCUAAGCCACUCGACCACAACUCUGUGCCUCUGUGAGGUUCCAGUAGCAGAAUGGGAUUGAGGUGGACCUUGAAUCUGUGUGUGUGUGUGUGUGCGAGUGCGGGCGGGCGGCUGUGCGCAUAACACAGAAUGAGAUAUCAUAAGAGGUACUCAUUGAAUGAAUGUGUGAUUUUUGUUGUUUGCGAACGUGUGUAUGUGUGCAUUUCCACAAGUGUGCCUAUGAACUAAAAAGGGUCACAGUUCGCCGCAGCCAUGGAGAUUUAAGGCGGUUAUUAUGGGGUGGCAGAGCUGUUUUGAAUCUGUGCCUCAAUGGCUUACUAACCAUGAGAUCUUGCACGACGUGCUGUCUGAUCAUUCUCCGUAGGGCGUAGCACAGUCUGGAGAUGGUUCAUUUGAAAAAGGAAAAAGAAAAAAAAGUAGUCCAGUUUGAUUUCUCCACGGGGAUGUGAGCUAGUUGCCUUGUGUCCACUCUCUUGCUCCUGGGCGAUUGAGUAAUUCUGAUUGUGAUCUUUGCUCUAAAAGUUCAAAAAAGUCAAAAAAAUAAA
Messenger RNA from Alosa sapidissima (American shad), 6820 nucleotides. RefSeq names its product GRB10 interacting GYF protein 1a (gene gigyf1a). The record is from RefSeq and is a predicted model, not a curated record. Bases 1033 to 4308 code for a protein of 1091 amino acids. Gene Ontology annotation, biological process: insulin-like growth factor receptor signaling pathway. Gene Ontology annotation, molecular function: protein binding. NCBI's taxonomy places the organism in Eukaryota, Metazoa, Chordata, Actinopteri, Clupeiformes, Clupeidae. The transcript has 25 exons.